UGUAGAUUUUGGCAGAACACUAUCCGAGGGGUCAUAAAGAAUUUAGAGGAUCGUUCUUUAAUUUGCAUGGCCCAGUGGAUACCAUGUCUUGGUUUUCCUUUCAUGGGGUGGAAUUGAAGAUUGAGGGCGAUGGCAGGGUUUUUCCUGUCAGCAACAGUUCUUCUUCAAUAAUUGACUGUCUCAUGUCUCAAGUGAAGCAAAAGGGAGUUAGUAUGCAGACCAGAAAAGCUGUAAACUCAGUGUCUGUUGCUAACAGUGGCAAAUUCGUUCUCAGUGUUCAGCAGCAGUUAGCCAAUAAUGCUGAACGAGUUGAAGCAGAUUAUCUAUUGAUAGCUAGUGGUUGUAGCAAGCAGGGUUACACUCUUGCAUCUCAGCUUGGUCAUACAAUCAUAGAUCCAGUACCAAGCUUGUUUACUUUCAAAAUAGAAGAUCCACAAUUGACAGAGUUAUCUGGGAUUUCAUUCACUAAAGUUAAAGUGAGACUGAAAUUGGAUAAUGUCCGAAGGAAUAUUCCCCAGCUUACACAGGUUGGCUCCAUGUUAGUCACACAUUGGGGACUCAGUGGGCCAGCUGUUCUUCGGUUAUCUGCUUGGGGGGCUCGUUAUCUGUUCAGUUCAGGGUACAAAGGGAAACUGAUUGUUGAUUUUACCCCAGAUUUGCAUGAAGAAAAUGUGAAGUCUAUCCUUUCUCAUCACAAGCAUCAAUUUGCGAAACAAAAGUCUAUAAUUCAUAUCCUCCUGAUUUUGGCAUAUCGAAAAGAUUUGGUGUUAUGUGUUGAACCGACAGUUAUGUG
Molecule: messenger RNA, 793 nt
Organism: Neltuma alba
Lineage: Eukaryota; Viridiplantae; Streptophyta; Magnoliopsida; Fabales; Fabaceae
Exons: 8
Source: RefSeq, a predicted model, not a curated record